AUGCAGCGGUGCUGUCGGGAUCAGGGCAAGGAGCUGUGUCUGCCUAGCCCCCCGCUGCCGCUGCAGCAGCAGCAGCAGCAGCAGCUGCUGCUGCAGCAACAGUGGCUGCAGCGGCAGCAGCAGGGGCGAGAACCCGAUCAUACGCAGCAGCAGCAACAGCUGCAGCAGCAGUACUGGAUGCAGCUGAUGCAGCAGCAGCAGCUUCGGCUCCAAACGAAGCAUGAAAGGUUUCAGCAGCAACAGCAGCAGCAGCAGCAGCAGCAUCCGGGCGAGCAGCCACAGGAGCAGCAGCAGCAGCGACAGGAGCAGCAGCGGCUAAAACAGCAGCAGCUGCUGCAGCAUCGUUUACAAAGCCCUGUGCUUGAAGGUUUAGUGCUUAAGAGAGGAAACGCGUGGCCGUGUAAGUUCUGCAGCGGAAACGGCAAGAAGGGGAGCUGCUACUGCAGCGAUUUAGCGCUGCUUAGAGCUGGAGAGCAGCAGCUCGUGCUGCAGCACGAGCAGCAGCAACAGCAGCAGCAACAGCAGCAGCAGCAGCAACAGAAGCUGCUGGCUGCGGGGAGGGUAGGAGACUUCUCCGGUGCGACGUGCUGCUGCGCUGCGCAACCAGCAGCAGCAACAGCAGCAGCAGCAACAGCUGCUGCUGCUGCUGCAGACAGAGGUAGACAAUGCCAGCGCUCUUUGCUUGGGGACAUCCUUUCUCUAUGGAGGGGGAACAGGCAGGAGCAGCAGCAGCAGCAGCCGGUGCAGCAGCAGCAGCAGCCCUUGCAGCAGCAGCAGGUGCAGCAGCAGCAGGUGCAGCAGCAGCAGCUGCAGCAGAUUGGGAGUGCCUAUGAUACCUCGAGGCCUCACGUUUGUACAGAACAUCAGACCUGUCUUGCCGCUGCAGCUCCUGCUGCAGCUCCUGCUGCUGCUGCUGCUGCAGCAACAGCAGCAGCAGCAGCAGCAGCAGCAAGUGGGCGUCCGCUUGAGAGGAAGCGGCCGUCUCCGCUCUCACAGGCUCUUAUAGAUCCUGACAGGGGCUGGAGCAGGAAUGCAUCGCCUGCUGCUGCUGCUGCUGCUGCUGCUGCUGCAGGAACAGCAGCAGCUGCAACGGCAGCAACUGCAGCAGCAGCAGCAACAGAGGACCCCUCCGUUGUUGCGGAGGCGUUGCAGCGGGUGUUUGCUGCAGCAGGCAGCCCCAAAUAUUUAUUUGCUUUUGCUAGCAGAGACGAACAGCUAAUGUGGGCAGCAGCCCUGCAUGCAGCACGAGCUGCUGCUGUUGCUGCUGCUGCUGCUGCUGCUGCUGUUCCUGCUGCGGCUUCUGCUGCUGUUGACGACGACAGCGUAGCAGCAGCACAAGAAACAGCAGCAGCACCACCGGCACCAGCAGCACAAGCAACAGCAGCAGCAGCAGCAGCAGAGAUGGAUAGCAAAGGGCGCCGGCAGCGAAGGAGACCCAGCAGCAGCUUCUCAUUAAGACCCCACCUUAGCGCACUUCCGUUCGCUCCUCUCAGAGGUGCAGCAGCAGCAGGUGCAGCAGCAGCAGCUGCUGCUGCUCCUGCUGCAACGACCCGCGCAGCACUGCUGGGGCCAGGAGGCCACCCCUCCCACCCAGCAGCAGCAACAGCAGCAGCAGCAGCAGCAGCAGGUCAGUGCGGCUGGAGCAGCACUCGCUGUAGUGCGUCUGGUGCCCCUACUUCCCUGUUUGCUUCAGAUUGCUCUUCGUGGGCCUCUCCUGCUGCUGCUGCUGCUGCUGCUGUUCCUGCUGCAGCGGUGUCAGACAGACAACACGGCCAACAGCUGCAGCAGCAGCAGCAGCAGCCGCUGCUGCUGCCGAUAGGCUCAGGUGUAUCCGAGGCAUCGCAUCCUGUACAGUCUGCUGAGCAUAUUGUGCAGAAGCAGCAGCAUCACCAACAGCAGCAGGAACAGCAGCAGCAGCAGCAGGAGCAGCAGGAACCCAGCUGUUUAGAUGCACUCCUCUUCUUGCUAGAGCGUCAGCAACAGCACUUGCUGCAGCAGCACCAGCAGCAGCAGCAACAGCUGCUGCUGGAGCCUGAGAGGCUGGAGGUUCUUGGGGGGGCAAUUAAGGCUGUUAGGGAUGCCAUGCACCGUGAGCAGCAGCAGCAGCAGCAGCAGCACAAGCAGCAGCAGCAGCAGCAGCAGCAACUCCAGCAGCAGCAGCAGUUUGGGAUAUCCCCCCUUGCUGCUGAUAGAGACCUUUUGCAAGCCCUAGUGAAGGCACAGAAGGCUCUGCUGCCUGAGGAGGUGAGCCCAGCUGCUGCAGCUGCUGCUGCUGCUGCUGCUGAUUCUCUUCCUAGGGCUGCUGCUGCAGCACCUGCAGCAGCUUCGCCACGCCUUGCUGCAGCAGCAGACGAGUUUGCUGCUGCGCCUGCCCUUGACAAUUCUGGAUUUGCAGCAGCAUCACCUGGCUGUGCUGCAGCUGCUGCUGCAGCAGCAUUGGCUGCUGCUGCUGCUGCUGCAGCGGUUGAGGGUGUACAGACACCUCGAGGGCCCAGGCAGUUAGUAGUUGAUGCUGCAGGAGCAGCAGCAGGAACAGGAACUGCAGCAGGAACAUCGGCAGCAGCGGCAGCAGAUGCCAGCAGUGUAACAGGUGCAGCAGCAGCUGCUGCUGCUGCUGCAGCCAAUGCGGCAACAGCUGCAAACGCAACUGGAUCCAGUGCUGCAUCCGUUGCUGCUGCUGCUGUUGCAGCAGCAGCAGCAGCAGCUGCUGGAACAGCAGCUGCGGCUGCAGUAAGAGCUGCAAACCCAGCAGCCUUCCCUGCAGCAGCAGAAGCAGCAGCAGGCCCCACAGCAGCAGCAGCAGCAGCAGCUGCUGCUGCUGCUGCUGCACUGGGGGACGAUGGUGAGGCACAGGACCUUCUGUGUGCCAGUCUCUCAGGCCGCAGCACAGGCAGCAGCAGCAGCAGCAACAGCAGCAGCAGCAGAAGCAGCUUGGGCUCGCCGUUGUCCCUUAAAGCAGAUUUAGUAGCAACAAACACGAACUCCACAGCAGCAGCAGCAGCAGCAGCUGAGGCUCCCCUGUCUCCAGACACAGCUGCAGACCAGCAGCAGCAGCAGCAGCAGCAGCACCAGGAAGAGACAGCCCUGCUGCACACGUUGGUGCUUGAGCUGCUCGAUCGCCUGCACCUGCAGCAGCAGAGACACCCGGAAGAGACAGAAGACGCCGCAGCAAUUGCUAAGCUGAGGGAAGACUUUGCUGCUGCCCUGCUGCCGCAGCAGCAGCAGCAGAAGCAAGAAAAGGAGGAGGAGCAGCAGGAGCUUCCCGAACUGCUGCAGCAGCAGCGGCUGCUGCAGGACGAGUGGUGGCUGCCAGCUAAUACCGCAGACGCCCCAGCAGCAGCAGCAGCAGCAGCAGCAACACGUGCAACAACCCGCGCUGUUUGCGAACAGCAGCAGCAGAAGCAGCAGCAGCAAGAGAAGCUGCUGCUGCCGCCAGACGCUGCUGUGUUUUGUCUUAAUACUCCUCCUUCAGCCAGCCCUCAAGGAGGCAGCGAGGCAGGAGACUAA
Eimeria acervulina is the source of this 3507-nucleotide messenger RNA. RefSeq lists its product as hypothetical. Bases 1 to 3507 code for a protein of 1168 amino acids. Gene Ontology annotation, molecular function: transcription coregulator activity. Gene Ontology annotation, cellular component: SWI/SNF complex; nucleus. Lineage: Eukaryota; Apicomplexa; Conoidasida; Eucoccidiorida; Eimeriidae. Gene Ontology annotation, biological process: regulation of transcription by RNA polymerase II. The transcript is spliced from 2 exons. The record is from RefSeq and is a predicted model, not a curated record.